AUGGCCCGGCCCCGUCGCCCUACCUACGGCCCCGCCCCUCGGUCGGUGCGGCGUCUACCCCUAGCGGGAGACACCGCCCUGGCAAGGGCAAGGGGGGCAGGGGCGCUGGGGGUGCUAGCGGGGGCGGUGGAGGAGGCGGUGGAGGCGGAGGAGGGGGUGGGGGUGGCAGUGGGGGUGGUGGCGGGGGUGGAGGUGUCAGUGGCGGCAGUGGAGGCGGAGGCGGUGGCGGCGGUGGCGGUGGGAGCGGAGGUGGCGGAGGUGGUAGCGGUGGUAGCGGCGGCGGAGGAGGAGGCGGCGGCGGUGGAGGCGGAGCUGGUCGGGGUGGUGCUGCACAGACGGUCGGCUCAGGUGGAGGUCAGCGCCAGCAGCAGCAGCAGCACCGCACUCCUGACACUCCCCCACCUCAGCAGCUCCGUAAGUGGGCGGGAGUAG
Closterium sp. NIES-65 is the source of this 432-nucleotide messenger RNA. NCBI's taxonomy places the organism in Eukaryota, Viridiplantae, Streptophyta, Zygnematophyceae, Desmidiales, Closteriaceae. The record is from the annotation of a GenBank genome assembly.